Molecule: messenger RNA, 4590 nt
Organism: Monascus purpureus
Lineage: Eukaryota; Fungi; Ascomycota; Eurotiomycetes; Eurotiales; Aspergillaceae
Source: the annotation of a GenBank genome assembly
GCCAGAUCGACUGCUGUGGUAGACAGCCAUCCAGCCUGUGACCAUGGCGUUCCGAGCACGAUCAGUGGCUCUUUUCCGCUGGGGCUGCAGUCCUCGCUCAAGGGUGCUGUGGACGUCCCGUGGAUUUGCCACUGUCUCUGACAACUCGCGGCCAUAUGAUGUCGUCGUUAUUGGGGGCGGCCAUGCGGGCGCUGAAGCAUCUGCUGCGGCCGCACGAUCGGGCGCUCGAACCGCAUUGAUUACCCCUUCACUUUCCAACAUCGGCGUGUGCUCUUGUAACCCCAGUUUCGGGGGGAUUGGAAAGGGCACGAUUAUCCGCGAGAUCGAUGCGAUGGAUGGAGUCGCUGGUCGCAUUAUCGAUAAAGCUGGGAUAAUGUUUCGGGUUCUGAAUAGAUCAAAGGGUCCUGCUGUCUGGGGUCCACGCGCCCAGAUAGACCGUGAUCUCUACAAGAAAUACAUGCAACAGGAGUUACUUGGGACGGAGGGAUUGAGUAUCCUCGAGGGCAAGGUAGCUGACAUCGUGGUUUCAAAGGAAGAUCUGGAGGAUAAACCUGGCAUUCAGGGCAAGAUUGUCGGCGUCAGACUCGAGUCCGGGGAGAUCAUACCCACCGGCCGUGUUGUCAUCACAACAGGCACGUUCUUGGGUGGGGAAAUCCACAUUGGACUGGAUGCUUUCCCUUCAGGUCGUAUAGGUGAGCCGCCUACUUAUGGCCUGAGUAAGUCACUCCGCGAGGCUGGCUUUCAGCUUGGGCGUUUGAAGACCGGAACUCCUCCCCGACUGGACAAGAAGACAAUCGACUUUUCCAUUCUGGAAGUCCAAAAGGGUGAUUCCCCUCCGCAACCGUUUUCUUACCUGAACAGAACUGUUCAAGUGGGCGACGAAGGCCAACUCACAUGCUGGAUGACCCAUACCAACCCUGCGUCUCAUGAUAUCAUCCGUGCAAACCUGGAUAAGUCCAUUCACAUCCGUGAAACGGUUCGUGGCCCCAGGUAUUGCCCUUCUUUGGAAUCAAAGAUUAUCCGCUUCCACGACAAGCCACGGCACCAGAUUUGGCUGGAGCCAGAAGGGUUUGCGCCCAACGAGGUCAUCUAUCCCAAUGGCAUCUCAAUGACUGUACCAGCUGACGCACAAUUCGCCAUGCUGCGGACUGUGCGUGGUCUAGAGAAUGUAAAUAUGCUUCAACCUGGCUACGGAGUGGAAUACGAUUAUAUUGACCCUCGCAAUCUCCGACCAACACUCGAGACGAAGUUGAUCAGUGGCCUCUACCUUGCUGGCCAGAUCAACGGUACUACAGGCUACGAAGAAGCUGCCGGCCAGGGAAUCAUUGCUGGUGCCAAUGCCGGCUUGGCCUCUCAAGGCCGUCCGCAGUUCACACUGACUCGUUCGGAUGGUUUCAUCGGUAUCAUGAUCGAUGACCUCCUCACAAAGGGCGUGUCCGAGCCGUACCGCAUGUUCACCACACGUAGUGAAUAUCGCAUUUCCACCCGGUCAGACAAUGCCGAUUUCCGUCUGACGCGCAUGGCGCGCGACGCGGGAUUUGUAUCAGACAAGCGAUGGAACCACUUCACAGACUCGGAAGCAGAGAUUAAAGAACUCCAAAGUCUCCUAGCAAACACAAGACUCACUUCGUCCGCAUGGUCACGCAAGGGCUUCAAGGUCCGCGUCGAUACAUCCUUCCGUUCAGCUCUUGACCUCCUCUGUCUCGACGAGGUCGACAUUGACUCCCUCAUCCCGCAUAUUGAAUCCCCGUCCGGAACAGCGUAUACCCCAUCCUCCUUUGCGCCGGAGAUCAGAACCCGUGUCGCCAUUGAAGGCCGCUACGCGCCCUAUGUCAAACGCCAAGAGGCAAUGGCGAGAAAGUUUCAGCAGGACGAGAACCUCCUUCUCCCGGCAGACUUGGAUUACUCCAAGAUCCACGGCAUCAGUUUCGAGGAGAGACAGGCUCUUGAGCAGGUCCGUCCCGUUAGCAUUGGCAUGGCGAGGAGAAUUGAAGGCGUCACCCCGGCCGGUGCAUUGAGAAUACUCAUGCAUGUGCGGAGGAACGCGGGAAACAAGACGACUUCUCCGUCAUCACAGGAAGCAGGGGAGACAUCGGAAGAAGUCUUUCGAUCUUCCUUGACCUGAUGUGCGGCUUUAUAAUUUUAGGAUGCGUUUAUAUCAUGUUGAUAAUAUUCUACAGAUUGAGACAGGCGUUGCAUUGGUGGAAUGUAUAUAGGGAACAGGGUCUAGGAUUACUCUUCAAAUCUCAACGAGUCAUGACGUAGCGACGCGCAAGCUACGUCAUGAGGCUUCUGGAAGGAUUCGCCUCCGGAUAGUAGAUACGGAUAUGUAUUAUUAGGAUUAUAAUUAAGUAAGAGACGUCUGCAGCCGACCACUGGGAUCUUGUUGCUUUCAGGGGCAAAUCUAGUCUGCGAAAGGUAAUCUCGUGAAACCUCGGAUAUACGAGAUCUGGAGAUCUGGACCAUGAAUUCCAUGUAAGAUGUUACUAUACGUACUUUUUUUUUUUUCUAUCAUCAGACUUUCCCUUUCGGGAUGCCACCAGAGCUUCUCGGCUCCUCUAUUUUGUGCAGGUAACUCAAUAACGGUGUCAGAUUAACCACUUUCAAGUUACCCCAACCCAUUGUCCCAUGAGAAGAAUGACGCAAGCAGAACUGAUGGGGAUCAAGUGAUCUUCAAGGGGCAAUCCUCCAAAGCGAGAGUUGACUGGUAGAAAAAGAAAUAGAGUCUCACUAGCUUGCUGGAUUGGAAAGCGUCACGGAGCUCAGCUAGAAGAUAUAUAGGAUGCUAUUCGACUAUCCAAGUAGCUAUGAACGAAAACUUCAAGCCUGGGGAGAAAAGAAAAGAGGAAAAGAUGUAUGUGAAGUUCGCAGGUAUAUGCAGUGAUCCGCUCAGGUUGCUCAGGGCGUGUUCAGAUCUACCCAGCGAGCAAAAGGUGCCAAGACUCCAGCACUACAAUGGAAAGGGAAAGACAAUGAUGAUGAUUGGAAAAAUAAAAUCUGUAUGUUCAUUAGAAAGGGUUGAAAUACCGCCCACGCUGUGCAGUUAGGGUAUUGUCGAAUAGAAGCAUAAACACUCAAAACACAAAAACACGCAAAUAACUCCUCUUGUUAACCAUGCAAAUGAACAUCAAUGUCAUCACCGAUAUCUGUCUUUGCGCUUGACUUAGUUCCUGGCUGGUUUCUGCGCGACAAUGCGGUAGCUUGUCGUGGCGAGUCGCAUGUUAUCCAUCUUGAUGAAAGCGAGUCCGUCCAGACAGAACCGGUUGAUGAGCGUCUUGAAGUGGUGUGGGAUGAGAUGUAGUUUUACCAGACCCAAAAUAACCUGGCGCAUUGCUCGGAAGUAGCCGUCGACGGUAUCUAUGAGGGGCGCCUGCAGGCCGUCGAUGCUGGCGUUGUCGGAUUUGAGAACCACGAAGCCGGCGUCUGUCAGGGCCUUCUCCAGGCUCUCGGGGGUGGGCGUCCCCACGGCGCCAAUUAGGGGCUUCACGCGACGCAUGAGUUCGGCAUGUUCGGGGUUCUGGGGAUCGUAUGCCGGCAGGCUGACCCAGUCCAGGGAGGAGAUCUUUGCGCCAGGCUUGACAACGCGGUAGAUCUCGCGGAAGAGGGCGGGGAUGUCCUUGCACAAACUCAGGGCCUGGAUCUGGUAGAAAGCGUCGAAGGUCUCGUCCUCGAAGGGUAGCGGGAGGUUAUUGAAAUCCUGCACCACGAAGGUGUUAUUCGAGAAUCCGCGCUGCGCGUUGAAGGAGCGCCGGAAUAGCUGGACAUGUGCGCGGCGACGCGGCCACGACCGCAGCCUAGAUCCAGUACCUUGUCGCCGGAUUUCAGGCCGAUGUCUUGGGCGAUGGACUCUUCGUACAGCAAUUGAUUCUCGCGCACGGUCGCCUUUUUACUCAUCCAGGGCGGGAUGUACAUCUUCUCGACAUCGCCCAGGGCGCAGAGGUGGUUCAGGACGCCAUAGUAGGCCUUGAGACAGUCGCCGACUUUCUGCUGGUAGUCCUCGCCCAGCGUCGCGAUCAUCUGUUUCUCGUCGGACCAGUCCAGGUUAUAGAUGACGUAGGAGGCCAUGAAGUCAUCCACUUGCUUCGGAGUCAGUCCCUGCAGGUACCGGAAAGCAGACCAGAACGUUUUCCACCGCUUGGAGGCAGCCGCGUGUUUUCGAUCAACGUGGGCAUGGCGCCCACGGGACAAGCCCGUCGCGAUGUUCCGCUUCGCAAUGUCAAUGUCGUCCAGGGAGCUCUCCGUAUUGCUCUCGGAGCUUCUCCCCGAGUGGCGUAGGGAUUGUAGUGUCAUGACGGCAAGGUGCGUUCGUUCUCUCGAGUCAAAGCGAUCAACGGGGAACCAGAGCCAGCAAGACAGUCAGCGAACAAGCAGCAGGGAGAUCCGGAUCCAUUCCAAGCAGCUAGCAGGGGGGAAAGGGGGCCCGGAGCCCAUUUAUAAUAACGCAUGAUCGGAGAGAUUUGGAUCCUGCCAGGAAUUUCGCGGAGGACCUCCCUGCGAGCCGCUGACUAACCUCGUUAUUCAUCUUGCCUCUUUAUUAUCAUAUUUUUUUAUUUUAUUUUUUUAUCCUUCGCUGGAGCACGAGGUCCGCCG